This is a messenger RNA of Danio rerio (zebrafish), 1771 nucleotides long. NCBI's taxonomy places the organism in Eukaryota, Metazoa, Chordata, Actinopteri, Cypriniformes, Danionidae. The record is from RefSeq and is a predicted model, not a curated record.
CAAUCGGAGAAACUCAUGUUGACACUGUUCUGCGCAUGCGCAAGCUCCACCUGCUCAUGUGUUUCUUGCGCAGGCUCCGGUGGAGGUCACUGUGAUCAUUCAGCGCAGCGGGACUGUCACUUUGUUGUCAUGGCGAAGCUCUUUGAGUCCAUUGGGAAGCUGGGAUUGGCCUUGGCCAUUGGAGGAGGUGUUGUUAACUCUGCUCUGUACAAUGUGGAUGCGGGACACAGGGCCGUCAUCUUUGACAGGUUUCGAGGUGUUCAGGAUGUUGUUGUUGGGGAAGGCACACACUUCCUUAUACCCUGGGUGCAGAAGCCAAUCAUCUUCGACUGCAGGUCUCGACCACGCAACGUACCCGUCAUUACCGGUAGCAAAGAUUUGCAGAAUGUGAACAUCACACUGAGGAUCCUGUUCAGACCGGUUGCAGGACAGCUGCCGCGCAUUUUCACCAGUAUCGGAGAGGACUAUGAUGAGAGAGUUCUGCCCUCCAUCACCACUGAAGUGCUGAAGUCUGUAGUGGCCCGUUUUGAUGCGGGUGAGCUGAUCACUCAGAGAGAGCUGGUGUCCAGACAGGUCAGUGAGGAUCUGACAGAAAGAGCUUCCACCUUCGGCCUCAUUCUAGAUGACGUCUCACUGACACAUCUGACGUUUGGCAAGGAGUUCACUGAGGCUGUGGAGAUGAAGCAGGUCGCACAGCAGGAGGCCGAGAGAGCCAGAUUUGUUGUGGAGAAGGCGGAGCAGCAGAAGCAGGCGGCCAUCAUCUCAGCCGAAGGAGACUCUCAGGCUGCGCUGCUAAUCGCCAACUCUCUGGCUGAAGCUGGCGAUGGUUUGGUGGAGCUCAGGAAGCUGGAGGCGGCAGAGGACAUCGCUUUCCAGCUCAGCCGCGCUCGUAACGUCACCUACCUCCCGUCCGGACAAGGGACACUCCUGCAGCUCCCACAGUGACCCCAAACCUAGACACACACACACACACUAGCUUCACUCUUUCUGUUCUACGUUUGAUUACUUUCAGAAAACAUCAUGCGUAAGGCUCAUUUAAAGGGAUAGUUCUCUCAAAACUAAAAAUGUUGUCAUCCUUUACUUGUUUCAAACCUUAACAGAAAAUAUUUUGAAGAAUGUUGGAAGUAUUUGUUUUUCUGACUAUGAUGGUCGAUGGUUGUGGGUUUCCAGCAUUUUCCAAAGUGUCAUAUUUUUAUUUGCUUUGCGGAAUAAAUCAAUUCAUCAUGCUUUGGAGCCUCUUGAGGAUGAGUUGGUAGGAGUGAAUAUUCAUAUUUAUGUGAACUAUCCCUUUAAGUAGCUUUUCCAACUUUAAAGAGACAACAACACUCUUUUACUUCCUGAAAGUAUGAAGUGCCGCAUGCUGGUUUCAGCUUUUGGAAAGAGUAAAGUGAAACCAGGAUGCAAAUAAAAUGCACAAAAAUUUGCAUUUCAAAUGUUUUUCUCUGGUAAUUUUGAGAUGAUAUCAUUCAAAACACACGUAAGCAGGUUCAGUUGAGUUCUCCACAUGCAGUAAGUGAUCUGAAUAGCUUGUAAAGUUAAAUUGUGCUUCGAGUAGUGAAACACACAGACCGUGCUGUCAGUGUGUGUUAUUAUAAGGAUGAUCAACAUUAAUAUCUCCCUCUGCUGCUGCAGGACUGACUGUGCUGUUGCUGUUGUUUUGGUUUGAAUGUGUUUUGUUCUUGUUCGUGGCAGAAGGAAAGCCUUUGUGAUUCACAAACGGCGAAGUGAGAAAAUAAUCAAUAAACAAUUAUUCAUUUAUAUUAAACCAAAA